UGCCGGGCAGCGAUGGCGACUACCUCGGAGUGCUCGGUGGAGGACCCUGUGUGGAACUUCGUGCGAGUUUUGGAGAAGCGGGAUGGCACGGUGUUACGACUGCAGCAGUAUGGCUCCGGCGGCGUGGGUUGCGUUGUUUGGGACGCUGCCAUUGUCCUUUCUAAAUACCUGGAAACGCCCGGGUUUUCUGGCGACGGGGCCCACGCGUUGAGUCGGCGGUCGGUGCUGGAGCUGGGCUCGGGCACCGGGGCCGUGGGACUCAUGGCCGCUACCCUCGGGGCGGAUGUUGUAGUCACCGAUCUUGAGGAAUUGCAAGACUUGCUGAAGAUGAAUAUUAAUAUGAACAAGCAUCUUGUCACUGGUUCUGUUCAAGCCAAGGUACUGAAAUGGGGGGAAGAAAUAGAAGACUUGCCUUCUCCACCAGAUUACAUACUGAUGGCCGACUGCAUAUACUACGAAGAGUCUUUGGAGCCGUUGCUGAAAACCCUAAGAGAUCUCAGUGGAUCUGAGACUUGCAUUAUAUGUUGUUAUGAACAACGAACAAUGGGAAAAAAUCCGGAAAUAGAGAAAAAAUAUUUUGAGCUCCUUCAACUAGACUUUGACUUUGAAAAAAUUCCUUUGGAAAAACAUGAUGAAGAAUAUCGAAGUGAAGAUAUUCAUAUUAUUUACAUCAGAAAGAAAAAAUCGAAAUUUCCAUCAUGAAAAACCUUUAGCCAUCUUACCCAAGCCUCUUAACAACCUGGAUAAGCUAAAGAUGUGAAUGGAGCAUGUGAAUACAGCAUGGAAGAUUGUAUUCACAGAUUUUCCCAGCAUGUCCUUAGAAAUUCAGUAUAUAGAUGACAGCCACCACUGGCUAUACCUGCAAUGUGAAAAAGGACUGCCUUGCCUGCCUGCCUGCCUGCCAAUGGGCCCGAAAUCCAACUUAGGUUACUUAGCUUGGCAUCAAGUUCUGCUCAAAGAAACAUUGGGAAUCAGUCACUGAAAUAAAAAUUAGUACUGAGGUUAGCAUAAAGCCUGCUUAAAAUAUAUAGUGAAGCAGCAUGGUUGCCUUGACAUAUUUUCAGGAAACUAGAGAUAAAUUGAUCCAGUUUCUAAAGGGAGAUAUCUGUUACUAUAUAAUAAUGUUUUUAAUCCAAAGCAGUAAAUUUUAGUUUGUCUUCAAGAUAGGUAAAUUUAAAAGGAAGUUUUCAUUGUGUACAUAAUUAUGCAGUAGUUUUUAUCAUAUGUCUUCCACUUCAUUUCUUUUAAAAUAUCUUUAAUACUUAAAUGUUCUUUUACUUAAAAAAAAAACAGAAUAUUGUCUUGUUUACUUAUAUUGGCCAGCGUUUUCUUCUUUCCCUCCACCAUACAUGUUUCUGUGAUUUAAAUAGUAAAUUACACUGUAGUGAGUUGCUAAGAAGACAAAUCAGGAGAUUAGGGGAACAAAAGGUAUAUUUACAAAAUUUUUCAUUUGAUAAUGGAGUAAGGAUAGAAAGCCCAGUUUCAGGCUUAUGCACUUUUGUGGCUCACGCACUUUUCCUGGUGUGUGUCUUUCAGGAAAAUCUGGCUUAAAAAUACUGGUAUUCAGUUAACUUGUUUACAUGAAACAGUGAGAGGUUUUUUAAUAACUACAAAUGUGUUUCUGUAUAGAUUUGAUUUUAUUCUUUGUUGUCUCUGUUUUAUGUUAUCAUGAUCCUCAUCUGCUCACAUGGACUAAUUUGUCAAGGACUUUAGUCACACCAGUUCCGAAGAGUAGUAAGCAGAUGGAAUUCUGGUAUUUAC
Cynocephalus volans (Philippine flying lemur) is the source of this 1761-nucleotide messenger RNA. RefSeq names its product valosin containing protein lysine methyltransferase (gene VCPKMT). Gene Ontology annotation, cellular component: cytoplasm; cytosol. The transcript has 6 exons. Gene Ontology annotation, molecular function: protein-lysine N-methyltransferase activity. Lineage: Eukaryota; Metazoa; Chordata; Mammalia; Dermoptera; Cynocephalidae. Bases 13 to 702 code for a protein of 229 amino acids. Gene Ontology annotation, biological process: peptidyl-lysine trimethylation. The record is from RefSeq and is a predicted model, not a curated record.